AUGGCCUCUCAGGGCACUGAAACUGCCAAUGAAACGCAUUUGACGACGCGCCAGACCUCGACAAUGCACUGGCACGUCUGGCGAACUGAGGUGGAGCGACUGCGACGACUGGUCAAGGAGCCGGCGCUCAAGUGGCCGAAGCUGUUGGUGCUCGACCUCAACGGAUUGUUGGUUUGGCGGACGCCGUUGCGACCUCGCCCCGGGCAACGCGAUGGUCCCAUCGGGGCUUGCUAUCAACGGCAGCCGGAUGUGGUGACUAAGCGUUUCUGCAUUUGGCGCCGACCUGGAGCGGUAUCCUUUAUGCGGUACGUUUUGGCUUGGUUCCACGUCGGGAUAUGGUCGACCGCCCAGCUGCCGAACGUGGAGGAUAUUUUGGCAACGCUUCUCACAGCAGAGCAAAGACGUGAGCUGGUAUUCGUUAUGGACCAAAAAGACUGCACCAAGGUCAGCCGGGCGUAUGCCCCGGGCUCUUCCAGCAAACCGCUGAUGUUGAAGGACCUGGAACGCCUGUGGAGUCGAUAUCAGGGUUUCUACCAUAUGGAUAACACGUUGCUCAUCGACGAUGAUCCCUACAAAGCGAGCGUCAACCCAGUAUAUACGAGCGUGCACCCGUCUCCAUGGAAAGAUCCCGAUGUGCAGGGCACGGACACGUUUCUGUGCGAAGGGGGACGCUUUCGUGCGUUUCUGGAAGCGCUGCUCCACCAUGACGGCAGCGUACGUACGUUCGUCGCCAACCAGCAGAUCAUACCCGUAGAGCAAACGAGCAACGAUGAUGAACGAGGCGCUACCAAUGAUGCCCAGCUGCUGAGCGAUACCGGUGCAGUGAGCACAAGUCUCGGUUCCAGAGCUGGGUUCGAUCAGGAGCUGAGCACUGCCGAUCCCAACCGAUCGACUGGUGCCCAGUCUGUGACGGCAAAGUGUUUCGUGGGCGCACCAGCAUGCGCACAUGAUGGUGAAUCGAAGACCAGUGAGCCAAGCGCUCGGGAUGAUAUCCUUUCAACGUCAACGGGAUUGGACGGCCCCGAGAAAGACGCACCCGCCAAAACAGCGUCCAUGGAUGCACUGGUGCCCUCGUUUUCGAAUGAGCUUUCACGAUUGCGUAUCCAUGACAAAAAUGAGGAUGUUGGGGAUGAUACACGAAUUCAUGCGCAAGCGAAUGGGCUAGCGGCAUGCUCGUGCUCGAUGCCAUCGGUCUCGAGUACACCAGCGGAUGCCGAUAAAACCAGCCGGCGUGACUCUGGGGAGACUUCACCAAACGCUGGAGCAGCGUCGCGCUAG
Molecule: messenger RNA, 1278 nt
Organism: Cyanidioschyzon merolae strain 10D
Lineage: Eukaryota; Rhodophyta; Bangiophyceae; Cyanidiales; Cyanidiaceae
Exons: 1
Coding region: 1-1278 (425 amino acids)
Molecular function (GO): phosphoprotein phosphatase activity
Source: RefSeq, a predicted model, not a curated record